Molecule: messenger RNA, 1709 nt
Organism: Klebsormidium nitens
Lineage: Eukaryota; Viridiplantae; Streptophyta; Klebsormidiophyceae; Klebsormidiales; Klebsormidiaceae
Source: the annotation of a GenBank genome assembly
CCUGGCUCUAGCUAAGAGCUGCACAGUGCGGCGGCGCAAACCAAGUAGAGCAGCAGAUCAUGGUGGUUGCAUUUCGUGCUGUUUAAUUAGGCGCAUUUCGUAUAGCCCUAGGGGUCCACAAGCUUCCUUUUUUGAACAUCUGAACGUGUUCAGGCCCAAUGGUGCCAUUUGACCUUCACAUUGGGGGCCACUCUAUCCCGGGGCAGCAGCUUCUGCCUGGUGUGGACCCAAGCACCCUCACAACUGGCAGCUUGAAGGCAUUGCUGGGGCUGAAGCUUCACGUCCCUCCCAGGAAUAUUGUGCUCAAGCUGGGGGGGUGGCGGCCCCUUUCCGCAGACGAGUCUGUCCAGGGACUUUAUCACCUAGCAGCGGAGACAAUUGAUCCCGAAACUCGCCUCUUUGACCCACCUAAGGUCGUCUUCAAUGUGGACACAGGACGCCUCUACUAUCGUCAGGGCGAGGGAGCUGCGAAAGUGGAGCUGAACGAUGAAGAGGGUCUGGGGGCCAACUUUGUGCUGGACAAGCUGGUGUUUCACCUGAAUGUCAAAGUGCGACCUCUUCCAGAGGAGAUUCUACCAGGUGGAGGAACCAUCAUCGCACUUCUCCUGGGCCUCAACAACGCCGUUGCGCGCCAGUUCACCUUGAUCACGAUCACCAAAAGCACCACGAUUGGGGACCUGACGUCAUACAUCUCUCAAGAAGUGGGGGUCUCCCCGAGCGACCUGCUCCUGCAAACUGGCAACGUCCUCCUCGACAAGCAGAACGCAAGCGACACCUGCUCGCAGGCGGGAGUUCAGGCGGGGUCUGUGAUCAUUGUCCGAUGCCGCGAGUGGGGGCACAUAGUGCUGUACUGCAAGACACUCACCGGCAAAACGCUGAUUCUGAGAUGCUCCGGUGAAGACACGGUCAGCGAGGUGAAGAAGAAGAUCUACGAUCUGGAUGGUUAUCUCCCAGACCAGCAGCGGCUGAUCUUUGGCGGGAAGCAGUUGGAGGAUGAGCGGACCCUUCAGGAGUACGGCAUCCAGGACGAGGACACGAUCCAUGUGGUGCUGCGGCUGCGGGGGGGCAUGCUGCACUGCUCGAGUGGCCGGAUCGAUCUUCAAUCUCUGUGUAACAUGACAACGGAACUGGAGGUUGGGAUGGUAUCCGGCGGAAUCUGCAUCGGUCAUCGGAAUGUCCGAGUGGACAGAGCAACGGAAGCUGGUCAAGUGAGCGCGGCACUGGCGGAGCUUCACAACGAGACACAGAGAAAGGUGCGUGACCUGGAGGCGAUGAAACGGGAGAUCGAGCAAGCGAUCGCAACUCUGAAGCAGAAUGUUUACCGUGAAGGAUCUGCUUGAGAUUUGUACAUAGUAUCCGUCGUCAGGCGAGCCUUCCGUCAUCCAGCCAUGCGCUCUUGUACAGCUAAGCGGGGUCCUGACGUGGUGCACAGUUUGAGACAGUUGUAAUAAUGUCUUCGACUUUUGGUUAGUGGUAGGUGGUUGUCGAGAGUUCAUAAUGUCCUCUACAUGCGCUCUCCAUUAUAUGAUCUAACCAUUGAGGCUGAAGACGUCUAGCCAAAUGUACAACUUUUUUCUGAUGUGUAUAUAGGGCGACAUUAACCAUCCAUACGAGUAGACGUGGGUGAACCUCAAGGCAAAUUCUUCUUGUCACAUACCCUUACUCUUGCUUCAGUCAUUGCAGAAAGUAAUGCCGAAGUUAUACAUCCA